Chiroxiphia lanceolata (lance-tailed manakin) is the source of this 1573-nucleotide messenger RNA. It is a transcript of the gene PREB, whose product is annotated as prolactin regulatory element binding. NCBI's taxonomy places the organism in Eukaryota, Metazoa, Chordata, Aves, Passeriformes, Pipridae. Gene Ontology annotation, biological process: protein secretion. Gene Ontology annotation, molecular function: guanyl-nucleotide exchange factor activity; protein binding; GTPase activator activity. The record is from RefSeq and is a predicted model, not a curated record. Gene Ontology annotation, cellular component: endoplasmic reticulum membrane.
GGUGACGUCACGGCGCUGCGAUGGCGCCCCGGCGCCCCCCGGAGCUGUACCGGGCGCCGUUCCCGCUCUACACUGUUCGCCUGCACCCGCGCCGGGCGCUCGCCAUCACCGCCGGCGGCGGCGGCGCCGCCAAGACCGGCAUCCGCAAUGGCGUGCACUUCCUGCAGAUGGAGCAGAUCGGGGGGCAGCUCAGCGCGUCGUACUGCACUGCCACGACACCGAUGACCCGCGCCACCAUGACCAUGGCGCUGGCCGGGGACGUGAUCGCCGCCGGGCAGGGACAAAGCUGCCACAUCCUGCGCUUCACCCUGCAGGAGCCCGAGGGCCCGGGCACCGCCGGGCGCGACGGCGGGGGGGACAAGGGCGUGCGGCGGCGGCGCGGCCCCGGCGGGGGGGCCCCGGGGGACACGCAGGGCCGGCCCCGCGAGGUGAGGGUGGAGAGCCUGCACCGCGUGCGCACCGACUUCAGCGCCGACGCCCUGCAGAAGGCCGUGCGCUUCAGCAGCGACGGCGCCCUGCUCGCCACCGGCGGUGCCGACGGCUUCCUGCGCCUCUGGGAGUUCCCCAGCAUGAAGAAGAUGCUGGAGUUCAAAGCCCACGAUGGGGAGAUCGAGGAUAUUGCGCUCGGCCCUGACAACAAGGUGGUGACGGCAGGGAGGGACUUCCAGUGCUGCGUGUGGCAGCAGGACCAGCUGGUGACGGGGCUGCGCUGGCACGAGAACCUGCCCGGCAUCCCCGACAAGGCCUAUCGCUACCAGGCCUGCCGGUUUGGGGCAGUGGAGGACAGUGCUGGGGCGCUGCGGCUCUACACGGUGCAGGUGCCCCACAAGCGGGAGCGCCGCCCCCCGCCCUGCUACCUGACCAAGUGGGACGGGAAGAACUUCCUGCCGCUGCUGACACGGCCCUGCGGCUCCGAGGUCAUCUCCUGCCUCUCCAUCAGUGAUUCGGGCACUUUCCUGGGGCUGGGCACAGUGACGGGCUCCGUGGCCAUCCACAUCGCCUUCUCGCUGCAGAGGCUGUACUACGUGAAGGAGGCCCACGGCAUCGUGGUGACCGACGUGGCCUUUGUCCCCGAGAGCCAGCCCGGGCGGGAGCUGCUGGGGGGCCACGAGGCCGCCCUGCUCAGCGUGGCCGUGGACAGUCGCUGCAAGCUGCACCUGCUGCCCACCCGACGCUCCCUCCCGGUUUGGCUGCUGCUGCUGCUCUGUGCCGGGCUCAUCGUGGCCACCAUCCUGCUGCUGCAGCUUGCCUUCCCGGGCUUCCUGUAGCCCCCCAGCCCCUGGAGGGGACCCCUCGGCGCCAGGAGCAACCCCCCAGCCUCGACACCCCCUCCCCACAGACUGUGAAACAGAAAAGGGACCAGCCCCGGCCCCACCCCCCGCUGGUGUUCGGGGUGUGCAGGAGGGGCCGGGGAGCUGCCCGGGGCCCGGCCCACCGGGACUGUGCGGGCAGCGGGGCAGGGCCAGCCCUGGGACAGGGGGCCUACCGGACACGGGGGUCCCCUGCCCCAGAAGGAGGGCGUCCUGCUGGCCCCCCGCCCCACUGUGGCCAUUAAACUGGAGCAUGAAGACAG